UUUCUCUGAGUAGAUCUGCACUGCUGUGCGAUGGGAAAGACAGAGCUGCAUUCUCUGUUUAAGGGUUUUCUGGACUGUAUUUGCCUCUGCCUUUCUAGAAGCGGCCAGGCUGCAAACGACAGUGAGAGGGACUCUGAAAAUGGUCACCUGAUCUACAAAAGUGGUGACGUCCUUGACGACAGAUAUGAGAUAGUCGACACUUUAGGUGAGGGGACCUUUGGGAAAGUGGUUCAGUGUGUGGACCACAGCAGAGGAGGAAAUCAAGUCGCAUUGAAGAUCAUUAAGAACCAGGACAAAUACAGAGAAGCAGCCAAACUGGAAAUCAACGUCCUGGAGAAGAUCAGUGAGAAGGAUCCGCACAACAAACAUAACUGCGUGCAGAUGCUCAACUGGUUUAACUACUACGGCCAUGUGUGCAUCUCCUUUGAGCUGCUGUCUCUCAGCACAUUUGACUUCUUGAAAUCAAACAACUUCCUGCCGUAUCCAAUUAACCAGAUCCGACACAUGGCCCAGCAGAUCUGCCACGCCGUCAGCUUUCUCCAUGACAACAAGCUGACUCACACUGACCUGAAGCCUGAGAACAUCCUCUUUGUCAACUCGGACUACUCCCUCAUAUACAACGCUGAGAAGAAGUGCAAUGAAAGGCGGAUAAAUGACACCACAGUGCGGCUCGUCGACUUCGGCAGCGCCACCUUUGACCACGAACAUCACUCUGUCAUCAUCUCUACUCGUCACUACCGAGCCCCAGAGGUCAUACUUGAGUUGGGUUGGAGUCAACCGUGUGAUGUGUGGAGUAUCGGCUGCAUCCUGUUUGAAUACUACAAAGGGUUCACACUCUUCCAGACUCAUGACAACAAGGAGCAUCUUGCUAUGAUAGAGAGAGUACAGGGACCGAUUCCUCAGAGGAUGAUUCAGAGGAGCAGAAAGCAGAAGUAUUUCCACCGUGGACAUCUAGACUGGAACGAGUGCUCCAAAGCUGGACGCUACGUCAAAUCCAAAUGCAAGCCGUUAAGGGAAUACUUGUUAUCACACGGGAGAGAACACCACCAUUUUUUCGAUCUCCUAGAGAGGAUGCUGGAGUACGAGCCCUCAAAGCGUAUUUCUCUUUCCUCUGCUCUGUGCCAUCCCUUCUUCCAGCCCCUCCAUCAUCCAGGAAGAAGUCAGGGGUGGAGGAACAGCUGUGACAUGAGCAGAUGACCUU
This is a messenger RNA of Pelmatolapia mariae (spotted tilapia), 1201 nucleotides long. It is a transcript of the gene clk2b, whose product is annotated as CDC-like kinase 2b. Gene Ontology annotation, biological process: peptidyl-tyrosine phosphorylation; regulation of RNA splicing. Bases 31 to 1197 code for a protein of 388 amino acids. Gene Ontology annotation, cellular component: nucleus. Gene Ontology annotation, molecular function: protein serine/threonine kinase activity; protein tyrosine kinase activity; ATP binding. The record is from RefSeq and is a predicted model, not a curated record. The transcript is spliced from 11 exons. Lineage: Eukaryota; Metazoa; Chordata; Actinopteri; Cichliformes; Cichlidae.